AUGUUUCCAAUUCGUCGAUUUGGAACAUUUAUGUCAAGAAUAUCUUUGACUGUUCUUCUUCUGUCAGCAUCUUUAUUUUUUAUUUUUGGUUUUAAAAAAUAUCUUUCUCAAACUGAUAGUCAACAAUAUGUACCAGCUGGAAGAAACUUAAUUAAAAAACAUAUUCAUGAACAUCAUGAUCAUGAUCAUGAUCAACAUGAUGUUAUUCAACAAUCUCAAUCUAUUAUUCGUCAAGAAGUAGUUAAGUUAAAUAUUGAUCCAAUUGAAAGUAUUUCAACAUUAGAAAAACGUCGAUUACUUCAACAGAAUGAUUCAGCAGCAACAGAAACAACUAAAAUUGGAGAAAAGACAAUAGCAGUUUAUGUACAUUUCGAUUUAAAAGGAGCUGCACCAAAACUAUCUUAUUUUGAACAAUUAUUUCCAUUAAUACGUAAAUGGGGUGCAACAGGAGUAUGCAUGGAAUAUGAAGAUAUGUUUCCAUUUGAUGGAAUUGUCAGUAAUAUUACACAUAAACAAGCUUAUACAAAGAAUGAUAUUGAAAAUAUAAAUAAACUAGCAAAAGAAAAUCAUUUAGAAGUAAUGCCUCUGUUACAAACUUAUGGUCAUUUGGAAUUUUUAUUAAAAUUAGAAGAAUUUAUUGAUGUACGUGAAAAUCCUAGAUAUCCUCAAGUGAUAACUCCUUGUACAAAUAAAACCUAUCCAAUACUAUUUGCUAUGAUUGAUCAAUAUUUAAGUUUACAUCCAGAUAUUCGUUUAUUUCAUAUUGGUCAUGAUGAAGUUUAUUAUUUUUUAACACACCCAUCAUGUGCAGAAUUUCAACGUGUGACUGGCAUUCGAAGUCAAUAUGAUUUGUUUGCUUAUCAUCUUAGUAUAAUAGCUAAAUAUAUUCGAAAGAAAAAUCCUAAUAUACGUUUAUUUAUUUGGCAUGAUGUGCUACAAAAUUUAAAUAUGGAAAUGAUACAUAAAUAUAAGUUAAUAGAUUUAAUAAAUCCUGUUCUAUGGUCAUAUAGAGAAGAUAUGACUGUUGAAGGAUUUGCUAGUUCUUCACAAGCUGCUCUUUUUGGACAAUAUAAAAGUUUAUGGGGAGCAUCAGCAUAUAAAGGUUCAACAAAUGAAAUUGCAACUACUAGUGAUGUUAGACAUCAUUAUGAAAAUCAAGUCUCAUGGAUAAAACAAUUAAAGUUAUAUAUUCCAACAACAUGGGCAAAUUUUGAUGGAAUUAUGAUAACUGGUUGGUCACGUUAUGAUCAUUUUCUUUCAUUAUGUGAAUUAUUACCUUAUUCAAUUCCUUCACUGGCUUUUUCAUUAGCAGCUUGGAGAGAACCAUUUAAAAGUCUUCCAAAAAUGGAUAUCUAUGAAAAUAAAGAAUUACAAAAAUAUGUACAAAAUGAACUUCAAUGUUCAUCAGCUAUUCAUUUAACUGCUCAAGAACAUGCAAUUAAACAAGGACCAAAAUGUAAAUUUCCUGGUUCUAAAAUUUAUGAAGCAUUAAUGUCUUUACCAUCUCUAUGGGCUAAAGUUGACGAAGCAGAAUUUUUUGUUGAUAAAUAUGUAACUGAUCUUCAUAUUAAAUUCAAUUAUAUUCAUGUUAAACGUGGAGAAGAAUGUUUAGAUAAAUUAAACCCAGUUGUACCUUUAUUAAAACAAUUUAUCGAUUCAUUUAGAAAAUCUAUGGAUGAAGUAUUUCCACCACAAGUUGCUAUUGAAUGGUUAGAAACUUAUUUUAUGAAAUCUUAUCGUUCAGUCAUUCACAGAUAUGAAUUUAUUAAACGUGCUGUUAAAGAACAGAAAGCUUGGUUACCCAGACCGAUACCUGACAAUGACACACUGGAGAUGAAUACAAAAAAUAAAAGAUAG
Messenger RNA from Adineta steineri, 1857 nucleotides. Lineage: Eukaryota; Metazoa; Rotifera; Eurotatoria; Adinetida; Adinetidae. The record is from the annotation of a GenBank genome assembly.